GCUGUCAUUCCCUCUCUGAGCCUCAGAGAGGGAGGCACGCUUUCCUGGAGCUCCUGGCGCCAGAGCAGGUGCUCACUCCCCAGCCGCCUGCUAAUUCCGAGCUUGCCGGGAGAUCGGAAUGGUCACCUGGAGCAACAUGGGGCCUACCCUGGCGGUCCCCACCCCAUACGGCUGUAUUGGCUGCAAGCUGCCGCAGCCCGAUUACCCACCGCUUCUCAUCACCUUCAUGUUCUGCGCAAUGAUCAUCACCAUCGUCGUAGACCUGAUCGGCAACUCCAUGGUCAUUUUGGCUGUGUCGAAGAACAAGAAGCUCCGAAACUCUGGCAACAUCUUUGUAGUCAGUCUCUCCAUGGCUGACAUGCUGGUGGCCAUCUACCCCUACCCUCUGAUGCUGCAUGCCAUGUCCGUUGGGGGCUGGGAUCUGAGCCAGCUCCAGUGCCAGAUGGUCGGGUUCGUCACAGGGCUGAGUGUGGUGGGUUCCAUCUUCAACAUCGUCGCCAUCGCCAUCAACCGUUACUGCUACAUCUGCCACAGCCUCCAGUACGAGCGGAUCUUCAGCGUGCGCAACACUUGCAUCUACCUGGUCGUCACCUGGGUCAUGACCGUCCUGGCUGUCCUGCCCAACAUGUACAUUGGCACCAUUGAGUACGAUCCUCGCACCUACACCUGCAUCUUCAACCACCUGAACAACCCUAUCUUCGCCGUGACCAUCGUCUGCAUCCACUUCGUCCUCCCUCUCCUCAUAGUCGGUUUCUGCUAUGUGAGAAUCUGGACCAAAGUGCUGGCAGCUCGAGACCCGGCUGGACAGAAUCCUGACAACCAACUUGCAGAGGUUCGCAAUUUCCUAACCAUGUUUGUGAUCUUCCUCCUUUUUGCAGUGUGCUGGUGCCCUAUCAACGUGCUCACUGUGUUGGUGGCUGUCAGUCCGAAGGAGAUGGCAGGCAAGAUCCCCCCCUGGCUUUAUCUUGCAGCCUACUUCAUAGCCUACUUCAACAGCUGCCUCAACGCUGUCAUCUAUGGGCUCCUCAAUGAGAAUUUCCGGCGAGAAUACUGGACCAUCUUCCAUUGUAUGCGACACCCAAUCCUGUUCCUCUCUGGUCUCAUCACUGAUAUUCGUGAGACGCAGGAGGCCCGCGCCCUGGCCCGUGCCCGUGCCCGUGCCCGUGAUGAAGCCCGAGAACAAGACCGUGCCCGCACCUGUCCUGCUGUGGAGGGAAUCCCAAUGAGUGUCCGAAAUGUUCCACUGCCUGGCGACGCUGCAGCUGGUCACCCUGAUCGUGCCUCUGACCUCCCCAAGCCCCACACCAGAUCUGCCUCUGCCUACCGCAAAUCUUCCUCUAGUCACCACAAGUCUGUCUCUGGCCACUCGAGGGUUUCCCCUGGCCACUCCAAGUCUCCCUCUGUCCACCCCAAAUCUGCCACUGUCUACCCCAAGCCGGCUUCUGUCCACUUCAAGGGUGACUCAGUGCACUUCAAAGCUGAGUCUGUCCACUUCAAGUCUCUUUCCAAGCCUUCCGCCAGCCACUCCACUUUCAGCCCUGUCACCAGCCACCCUAAACCCACCCCUGACCACACCAAGCCUGCAAUCAGCCACCCCGAACCCACCACUACCGACUACCUGGAGCCUGCCACCACCAGCCACUCUGUGCCCAUCCCUGCCGGCCAGCCUGAGCUCUCUGCCUCUCAAUGCUCUGAGAUCACCACCACGGGCCCCUUUGAGUCUCAUGUCACUGACCUCCCCGAGCCUGUCUCCAGCCUUACUACUGUGUCUCCCGAGCCCGCCGCCGUUGCUGACCUUCCCACCCCUACUGUGGUCACCAUUGCCACCAGUGUUUACCACGAGAUUGUGGUUAUUGAUGUUGAGGAUGAUUCUGAUGAGAUGGCUGUGUGA
Molecule: messenger RNA, 1891 nt
Organism: Castor canadensis (American beaver)
Lineage: Eukaryota; Metazoa; Chordata; Mammalia; Rodentia; Castoridae
Gene: Gpr50
Product: G protein-coupled receptor 50
Biological process (GO): G protein-coupled receptor signaling pathway
Cellular component (GO): plasma membrane
Molecular function (GO): melatonin receptor activity
Source: RefSeq, a predicted model, not a curated record